Trichoplax adhaerens is the source of this 2766-nucleotide messenger RNA. RefSeq lists its product as uncharacterized. The record is from RefSeq and is a predicted model, not a curated record. Gene Ontology annotation, molecular function: cysteine-type deubiquitinase activity. The coding region runs from base 1 to 2766 and encodes 921 amino acids. Lineage: Eukaryota; Metazoa; Placozoa; Uniplacotomia; Trichoplacea; Trichoplacidae. Gene Ontology annotation, biological process: protein deubiquitination. The transcript is spliced from 8 exons.
AUGCUUAAUAGUGAAGUUGGAGUUGCAAAAGGCGAGUUGCAUGGAGGACGCGCUCGUAUUAGCAUAACCAGUGUUGACGACCAGUUGUUGAAUAACGUAGCUUGUGGUAUUAAGAAACAAACAGUUAAGAAAUCUUCUGAUAAAAACUUUAUUAAUAAGCAUUACAACCAUCGGUCCGAGCAAGAAUCUCAAGUUAAUAGUAAAAGGAUAGACGAUAACGAUAGUGCUACUAGUCAUCAUGGCAGUAGUACAGGUAUUAGCAGUAAUCAAGAUGAAGGUAAUUGGUCACUUGGUACCCCACUACGAAGCUUACUCGGUAAGGUUGUCAAAGCUGUCACCAGAAUUUCUUCUGGAUAUCAGGCGAAUACGAUCGCAGCUAAUGUUAAUGGACUAGAUGAUUCACAAUGUGGUGAAAAUUACAGAAAAUCUUCGAGCGGCUCUACUAGUAGUAGUAAAAGUAAAAAUCAAUCAAGCGUUAGCUCCCUAACCCAUGGCAAAGUACCUGGUGUAUCUGGAUUGAGAAAUCAUGGCAACACUUGUUUCAUGAAUGCCAUUGUGCAGUGUUUAUGCAAUACAGAUUCAUUAGCAAAAUAUUUUGUCUUAGGCGAAUAUAAAAUGGACGUCAAACGUCGAAAAAAAUCGAAAAAUUUAACAACUAAUGGUGAAUUGACCGAGCAAAUUGCUGUGUUAUUAAAAGGGAUGUGGACAUGCCGCUACGAUGCACAAAUGUCUAGUGAUUUUAAAGCUGUGGUUGGUAAAUAUUGUAGCCAGUAUCGUGGUUCUAAUCAACAUGAUGCUCAAGAAUUUCUGUUGUGGUUACUGGACAAAAUUCAUGAAGAUUUAAAUCGUGCUGUUAAGAGUAAAUACAAAGCGACCAAGGACAGUGUUGGUCGCCCGGUUGAAGCUGUUGCAGCCGAGGUUUUAGCUAACUAUUGCAGAUGUAAUGAUAGUUUUGUGUUGGAUACUUUUCAAGCCUAUUUGAGGUCAUCUCUUACUUGCCCUUCCUGCAAUCAACAGUCUAAUACAUUUGACCCAUUUUUAUGUGUAUCAUUGCCGCUAUUACAGCGUGAUACCCGAUUUGUGUCAGCCACAGUUGUUUACUACGAUUUAUUAAAGCAGUGUUGCCGCUUUGGUGUUGAUAUAUCGCCUGAUGAGACGGUUGAUAGUUUAUGUAAGAUAUUCAGCCAGCAGACGAAUAUCAAGCCAGAAUUAAUGUUAGUGGCUAGUGUGGAUUAUUAUGGGAUUCGUCGUUUAUUAAGCAGUAAAGACCUGGUGAUGGAUAUUAGUAGUAACGAUACCUGCUAUAUUAUGGAGCUUCCGAACUGUAUCGAUGACGCUAUGGAAACAACAGAUCGGGCUAACAUUGCUCCUAAAGCUACAGAAGAGACAUAUCAAGAAGUUAACAAUUCAGAAACGAUUGCCAUUGUUAUUAUCAAUAGGAGAGGUAGUGGAUACACGGCAACCAGAUUUGGCCGACCUGUUGCUUUUCGAUGUCAUCGCAACAUUAGUUACGAAGAUCUAGCUAAAGCUAUUUUACGAAAGAUUUCGGAGACGCUUACGGAAAGGAUUAAUUAUGAGUACUCCAAUGAUAAUCCACCAUUUGCCUUAAGACUUGUUAAUGCUACAAAAGAUUUGGGCCUAUUGAAUCAAACCGACGAAUAUCCUUUACAAAAUCAAAUUAUAGACAGAGCCCUGUCAGUAUGUAAGAAUUGUCCGUCUCACAUUGAAUUGAUGAUAGAAUGGGACGCUGAAAUGAAAGACAAGGAUGAGCUUAUAAAUUUAUUUUCGGAAACCCAUAUUAGAAUCAUAGGUUGUGUUAUUGAAGAAAAACCAAUAGAGGAUAUAACUGUUGCUGAGAAGGGGAAUUUUCCUUCGAGUAUUACGUUAUAUGAUUGCUUAAAGAUAUAUACCAAAGAAGAGAAGCUUUGUGAAGACAGUGAGUGGAAUUGCUCAGCAUGCCAUAAAGUUCAACGUGGUAUAACAAAGACAUUAAGCAUGUGGACAUUACCAGAAGUGAUGAUUGUACAUUUGAAGAGGUUUAAACAGAUUGGAGCACAUUUUACCAAAUUACAUGACAUUGUAAGCUUCCCUAUUGUUGGGCUAGAUAUGUCAGAUUUUAUCGGACGGCCAGAUAGCGAUGAUAUGCAUAGUUACGGAAGUUAUCGCAACCAACGAGAUUUCAGGCAUCAAAGUAGUAUAUAUGAUUUGUAUGCCGUAUGCAAUCAUCAUGGAAACAUGGGUAGCGGCCACUAUACGGCAUGUUGCAGAAAUCCAAGUAACGGACGCUGGUAUUCAUUUGAUGAUGCUAGAGUUGAGGAAGUUUCAAGCGACUUUAUUGUUACGAAUGAUGCCUAUAUACUGUUUUAUGCCCAACGCACUGUUGGCGCCAAUUUACUAUACGACUAUUUUGGAACCUCAGCUUUUUCUCAUUGGACUGAAAAAGUCAUAUCUUUUUGUGUUGAAAGUUCGGAGGAUUCUGACAAUAAUGAAACUAUUAGCAAAUCAGAAUUGAUAGAGUCCUCACUCGUGAAAACAUGGAAUGGAGCAGUUGAUGCUAAUAACAUACUAUCAACUGCAAACGAAGUCCCUAAAAGUGAGGCUAAUGUCAAUGAGAUGGUUAAUGUGAAAUCAAGUGAUGAUUUUAGGAAAAUAGAACAACCUAAGGAUUACACUUCGCCCAAUUCCGCAGAAAGUUGUGGCAUCGAUAGUGUAAGCGAUUCUUACACAAUUUCAAAAUGUAAAGUUGUCGCAGAAACUGUCGUUUGA